Dujonia railenensis is the source of this 1179-nucleotide messenger RNA. The record is from the annotation of a GenBank genome assembly. NCBI's taxonomy places the organism in Eukaryota, Fungi, Ascomycota, Pichiomycetes, Serinales, Debaryomycetaceae.
AUGUCAGUCGAUGUUGCUACAAUGAAGGCUGGUAACCUUCACAAGUCCAUUGCCGAAUCUACUUACGAUGAUGACCUUGCACCUAAAUUCCAAGAAUUAUUAGAAAAGGCUGGUUUGACUCCAGAGUCUUUAACAACCAUUAGUUUUGAACCAGAAAAGCAUCUUAGAUAUUACGCACUCGGUGACGAUGUCAGAAAAGAGUUCGAUAACACUCACUCCAUGACAAUGGAAGAGUUGGGACUCUCUGACCCAAAGCAAAUUUCCCAAGUAGGUGUAUCGGAUCCUUUCCCACUAUUCACUGAUGAUGCUAUAGCGAUUAUGAAGGCUGAAAUCUUACAAAAGGAUUUGUUUAUGAAGUUCGCUAGAUACAGUAAUCUUGCUACCUCAGGUUUAGAUUGUGUAAUUAGAGGAUACGUAAAGAAGAACAAAGAUGUAUAUACUCCAUUCGUUCAUGAAGCUUGGACCCACCCAAAGACUGUUGAAUUGAUUUCUAAAAUUUCUGGAGUAGAAUUAGAAGUUAUAAUGGACUACGAAAUUGCUCAUGUAAAUAUGGGUCUUAAGUCGAAAGAAGAUGUUGCAACCGAAAGUGAAGUGAUUAUGGCAGCAAGAACCAGAGCACUCAGUGGUGAAUCUGAUGGUGAAGAUAUUCCUGCAAUCGUGGGCUGGCACCGUGACUCCUAUCCAUUUGUCUGUGUCUUGAUGCUUUCCGAUACUUCUGAGAUGAUUGGAGGUGAAACAUCUUUGCGUUUGGGAGGUGACAAGAAGGGUAAGGUUGUGUCUAUCGAUGGUCCAAAGCUUGGAUAUGGUGCAGUUUUGCAGGGGAGAUUGAUCGAACAUAUUGCUCCUAAACCUUUGGGAGGACUGGAAAGAAUCACUAUGGUAACAUCGUAUAGAGCAAAAGACCCUUUGAAGCACGAUGGAUCAGUUUUGAAAACUGUCAAGCCUGAAUGGAACACCGGAUCCAGGUACAACGAUUUUUACCCAGACUGGAUCAAAUGUAGAUUAGACAUAAUGGAGAAGAGAUUUUCUCAUUUAAAAGAGAAAAUGAUCGAUAGUUCAGGUGAAUUUGAUAAGAAAUUCUGUAUGGAUUACUUGAAGGAGUUGGAAGAGUAUUUAAAGAAUACACAUGAUGAGAUGAUUGUCACGGCUGACGAUAAAAUUGUCUCCAAAGAAGAAUAA